Ilex paraguariensis (yerba mate) is the source of this 2634-nucleotide messenger RNA. NCBI's taxonomy places the organism in Eukaryota, Viridiplantae, Streptophyta, Magnoliopsida, Aquifoliales, Aquifoliaceae. The record is from the annotation of a GenBank genome assembly.
AUGGGAAGAUCUGGGCUGAACAAUAGAGAUGGUCACUCACAAAGCAAUUUUGAUUCAGAUUGUGGGAGAGUUGAUGCCCUGUCUCGACGAUCUUGGAAAAAUCCUGACAGUGGUGGACUCUGUAGAGCUGGUGCCUUGCCUAGGGUGUAUGGAUGUACCACAGAGGUUUCUCCAAAGAUUCAAGAAACUGGUCAUUAUCAGCUCAAGAAGAGUGAUAAACCUUAUCGCCCUCCACAUACUUAUAAGGUUUGUAAUGUCAACUUUGAAGCUGACAAUACACUAGGGAAAACUACUUCUGUGGCAAACACGUGCUGUGAUUAUCAAGAGAAAAAACAAUCAGAAAUGCUUGUCUCCAUUGAUAAGCAGCAUGAAACUAAGAAUCUCAAUUUCCCCAUUGUUAGUGAUAGUAAUAAGGGCAUGGAGCCAUCCUCAGCUGAAAAAGUUUAUGGCGAUGGCAGACCACCAUGGAGGGCUUCUGCUCAGGAGCAGGAACUAAUAGAUUGUGAUGCAGACAAAGUGAUUGAGGGGCUGAAUAUGGGAAUGGCUAGUCAGGGGCAUUCCACAUUCAUCCUUGAAAAUGUUGCUAGCGCUGCCAAAGUUGACAGUUGUGGCGCAUCCACUCUCGUUGAGAAAAGGGCAUCACCAUAUUUGGCCACAUUUACUGAAUUUAAAUUGCAAUCUCCUGAUGGACAUUCUGCUUUCAAAGUAGAAAGUUGUAGCAGUGUGAAAACCCUCGAGGGGAACAAUGGAAACUCUGAUAAGAAUCAAACUGUCCAACCAACUUUUGAAAUGGAUUUCAUGAAAGAGGUUCAAUCAAAUGAAGCAUCCUUCUCAGUCCAACGAGGUUCUGGUGAUGGGAUUACAGAAAAUGAUGCUUUAGAGCCUUGUGAUUUUCCAUUUACAGUUGAUGAUCAGGAUUUCUUUACUUCGAUUCUUAAGGAAAGUGGAGCAAUUGGGAUGAACCAUGAAGGCGUUAAGGCUACGGGCAUUUCAGAGAAGACUGAGUCAGAUAUGAUUGAGGACAAUCAAUCUGCUUUUGACAAUGCUUUGGCCAAAAUAUCAACAAUUCUGCAAAUGGAGGAGUUGAUGCUCAGCUCUGUAGCUAAAUGUGACAACACAGCUGAUUCAGAAGUUGAAAUCUGUUUGCCUGACGAGGACAGUUUGAUUUCAAUUGAUUAUCUGACACUUUCUGAACACUCACAUUCUUUGCCCGAAAUGGAGUCUGUUCUUAUUGAAAGUGGUAGCAGCGUGCUUGAUAUUUCCCGCGAGGAGAACUUUGGAAACUCUCGGAAGAACCAAACUGUCGAACCAAGUUUUGGAACGUAUUUCAGGAAGGAGGUUCGAUCAAAUGAAGCAUCCUUCUCAGUCCAAGGAGGUUCUGUUGAUAGGAUCACAAGAAAUGAUACUUUAGAGUUGUGUGAAUCUUCAUUGACAGUGGAGGAUGAACAUUUCUUAAUUUGGCUUCUUAAUGGAAGUGGAGCAUUUGGGACAAACCAUAAAUCCAUUGGAGCCACAAGUACUUCUGAGAAGACUGGGUCGGAUAAGAUUGAGGAGGAUCAAUCUGCUUUUGAUGAUGCCUGGGCCAGAAUAUCUGCGAUUCUGCGAAUGGAAAAGGAGUCAAAACUAAGAUAUGUAGCUGAAUGUGAUGACAUAGCUGAUUCAGAAGGUGAAAUCCAUUUGCCUGAUGAUGAGAGUUUGAUUUCAAUUCAAUAUCUGAAAAAUUUUGGACAUUCCAAGUCUAUGCCAGAAAUAGAGUCAGUUCUUCAGAUGCAGCAGGACUCAAAGCUCAAUCCAGUAUCUGGCUGUGAUGAAAAAGCUGAAUUGGAAGCUGAAAUCUGUUGGCCUGAUGAGGAUAGUUUAAUUGCAAUUGAUUAUCUGCUGGUUCCUGAAUGCUCAGAGUUCAUGUGCUCUGGGAAUUCAGUGGAAAAUGAUAUGUUGACCUCAAACAUGAAAAUUGAUAUUGCUGAGAAAUCGACAAUUCUAUACAGUGCUCAGCAUGAUGAAAGAUCUAUGGAACCAGGUUUGGAAGGUCCACCGCCUCCUGACGUAGUGGGAAUGGGAACUGCUUGUCACAAUCUGCAUCCACAACAAUCUUAUCCAAUGUCCCAUCAAGCACAGAUGAAUUUCAAAAAGUCAUCUUCCCAUUCGUUGCAGUCUCAUCAAGCUCAAAUGAGUUUUCAAACCAAGUUGAUGGAUCCCAAGGUCAUCCAAUGUACUCCACUGGUGCGUCGUUAUUCUUAUACAGAUGUGAAUCCUCGACCUUUGCAGAAGACACCUCCUGCCAAAACAAAAGGGCUUGACCACCUUGUACAGUAUUCACUAUGGCAGCAGCCAACAAUUUUUUCUCCUCAAUUGCUGAGACGCACGGCACUCCUUGAUCCCAUUGAGCAGAUGGCUUGUUCUACACAAGAAUUGAACCCGGGCCAGUGUUAUCUCCCGUUUUAUUCUCAACAACCAACUUAUCAAAGUUUUGGCAUUCCAAAUCCAGAUCUAGGUGUCAUCCGAGGAUACAAUGAUCGAACUGCUUUCAACAGGUUCAUGGACAUGGGAGUCGAAGCUACGCAGACAAAUUCUUCAGCUGUAGAUGGCCAAGCUCAGGAGAGCUAUGACACCAGAUUUUGGUAUCGUAGAUAA